This is a messenger RNA of Solea solea (common sole), 1138 nucleotides long. It is a transcript of the gene naxe, whose product is annotated as NAD(P)HX epimerase. Lineage: Eukaryota; Metazoa; Chordata; Actinopteri; Pleuronectiformes; Soleidae. Gene Ontology annotation, molecular function: NAD(P)HX epimerase activity. Gene Ontology annotation, cellular component: mitochondrion. Bases 140 to 991 code for a protein of 283 amino acids. The record is from RefSeq and is a predicted model, not a curated record. The transcript is spliced from 7 exons.
GAUACAGCUUUAUUUUGAAAUUAAGCGUUGAUUUAACUUUUUCAUAACCGGAAGUAGAUGACAGUUUGUGUUCUAAAUGUCGUUGCACGUUUCUUCUGGUCGUUUAUCAGCUCAUUAUUGACCUUUUGUGUCCCUCUGGAUGUUGACCGUGCGGGCUCUGUUUGGGAUCGGUGUCCUGGUGACCUCUCGAGCCGCUGUGGUCCUCGCUCAGAGGGGGACAUGUUCUCUGUCCACCGCAGCUAACCACCACAAACAAGACUGUUUCAGCAGCAGAGCAGCUUCCACCAUGGCACAGACCAUCAAAUAUCUUGGGCAGGAGGAGGCCCAGCACAUCGACGAGGAGCUCUUCAGUGAAUACGGCUUCAGCGUGGACCAGCUGAUGGAGCUGGCUGGACUUAGCUGUGCCACGGCCAUCACACGGGCGUAUCCACUCACUUCCCUGGUCAAGGCUCGUCCUUCUCUGCUGGUGAUCUGUGGACCUGGUAACAACGGAGGAGACGGACUUGUCUGUGCUCGACACCUGAAGCUCUUUGGCUACGAGCCGGCCAUCUUGUAUCCAAAGAGGCCAAACAAGCCUCUGUUCCAGGGCUUGACCACACAGUGUGAGAAAAUGGAGAUCCCUUUCUUGACUGAGAUGCCUGAGGCCAAAGUGGUUGACGAGGCUUACAACCUGGUGAUCGACGCCAUCUUCGGCUUCAGCUUCAAAGGCGCCGUGCGAGAACCUUUUGGCUCCAUCUUAGAUGUGCUGAAGAAAACCACAGUUCCCAUAGCGAGCGUCGACAUCCCAUCAGGUUGGGAUGUGGAGCAGGGAAGCGUUGACGGACUCCAGCCCGACAUGCUCAUCUCUCUGACCGCUCCCAAGAAGUCUGCCUCCCUGUUCAGGGGUCGAUACCACUUCCUCGGAGGUCGCUUUGUGCCUCCUGGCCUUGAGAGGAAGUAUGAGCUCAACCUGCCUCAGUAUCCCGGCACAGACUGUGUGCUGCAACUGUAACAGGACGUAGGUUUCACCGAGACGCGUCUGUGACUCACAAUAAUUCAGCGUUUUUUAAAAAUAAUGCUUAUCUACUUUAUUUACCAUCCAAUUUCGGCUUGAACCAGCGUUCUGUUUCCAUGUCAGAAUAUAAAAAGUUCAAAAAUA